Molecule: messenger RNA, 1462 nt
Organism: Epinephelus fuscoguttatus (brown-marbled grouper)
Lineage: Eukaryota; Metazoa; Chordata; Actinopteri; Perciformes; Serranidae
Product: H-2 class II histocompatibility antigen, A-U alpha chain-like
Exons: 4
Coding region: 155-988 (277 amino acids)
Biological process (GO): antigen processing and presentation of exogenous peptide antigen via MHC class II; peptide antigen assembly with MHC class II protein complex; positive regulation of T cell activation
Cellular component (GO): membrane; MHC class II protein complex
Molecular function (GO): MHC class II protein complex binding
Source: RefSeq, a predicted model, not a curated record
UUCAGGUCUACAGAGACUCAGACAGGUUCAGGUCUACAGAGAGACUCAGACAGGUUCAGGUCUACAGAGACUCAGACAGGUCCAGGUCUACAGAGAGACUCAGACAGGUCCAGGUCUACAGAGACUCAGACAGGUUCAGGUCUACAGAGAGCUGAUGAAGAUGAUGAAGAUGAUGAAGAUGAUGGUGGUCCUGGUCCUCUCCUGUGUCCUCAGUGUCUCAGCUGACGGUCUACAUGAGGACAUUGAGAUCGUUGGCUGUUCAGACUCUGAUGGAGAGGACAUGUACGCUCUGGAUGGUGAGGAGAUGUGGUACGCAGACUUCAUCAACAAGAAGGGGGUGGAGCCUCAGCCCAGCUUCAUUGAUCACAUCAGCUAUGUGGAAGGAACUUAUGAGAGUGCAGAGGCUAAGCAACAGACCUGCAGACAGAACCUGAAAGUGGGACUCAAAGCAAUAAAGGACAUCCCACUGGAAUUCGAUCCUCCGUCCAGUCCCAUGAUCUACUCCAGAGACAACGUGGAGCUGGGACAGAACAACAUCCUCAUCUGUCAUGUGACUGGUUUCUAUCCUGCUCCUGUAACGUUCUACUGGACGAAGAACAACAAGAACGUCACUGAAGGAACCAGCGUCAACGUUCCCUUCCCCAACAAGGACGGUUCCUUCAACCAGUUCUCCAGACUGGAGUUCGUCCCACAGCUGGGAGACAUCUACAGCUGUUCAGUGGGACAUCAGACCCUGGACCAACCACUGACCAGAAUCUGGGAUGUGGAGAAGACUCAGCCCAGUGUUGGACCUGCAGUUUUCUGUGGAGUGGGUCUGACUGUCGGUCUGCUCGGUGUGGCUGCUGGAACCUUCUUCCUCAUCAAAGGAACGAGUGCAGCUGAUUGGUCGGGGCUGAUGAUGUCACCAGAGGGGCUGUCUGUGAGGAUCAGGUUUACUGAGUUAUGGUGUCACUUGCCUGAGUCACACCUGGAAUCACAUCACACCUGAGACAUGUGUUGGGAUCCCUGGUUGUGGUGUUUCUCAGACAAGUGUCCAGAUAACUGUGUGUCGGCUGCAUUGUGUUGGUCAGGCUGCAGAGACAGUGCAGCCACAUUCAGCUCGACUCAGUGAACGUGCUUCAUAGCAGCAGGCCUCUGGUGUUCAACAUGUGUUCUCUGCUGGAUAUUGAUCAGUACUGAUCAAACUGAAUGAGUGGUCACAUACUUUGAUUAACUAACUGCUGCAGCUUCUCCCUCUGUUUUCUCUGCAGAGCUUUCACUGAUUUACACUGUCAAACUGUACAAUGAUAUGUUUUAUGUUUCAGAUUGGGUUCACCUGUGAAAUAAUCUCUUAAUGUUCUUGUUUCUACAUCUGUGGGUGAAAAACAGCUUUUAUGUCACACAUGCAUCAGAAAACUCUGAUGUGUAAAUGAAUGAUUGUAUGAAUUAACAUUAAUAAAGUAAUGAACUCAGAGCUGUUUGA